Messenger RNA from Sarcophilus harrisii (Tasmanian devil), 5140 nucleotides. It is a transcript of the gene RBP3, whose product is annotated as retinol binding protein 3. The transcript is spliced from 4 exons. Gene Ontology annotation, molecular function: serine-type peptidase activity. NCBI's taxonomy places the organism in Eukaryota, Metazoa, Chordata, Mammalia, Dasyuromorphia, Dasyuridae. Bases 112 to 3822 code for a protein of 1236 amino acids. Gene Ontology annotation, biological process: proteolysis. The record is from RefSeq and is a predicted model, not a curated record.
CUGUCUAUAGUCAUUGACAAAGAGGGACACACACAGCACAGAAGAGAUUGCUUUGUGGACUAAAAGAGAAGAGAGAUUCUUUCCAAAGUGUGUUUCUUCUUCUGACUCCCAAUGACUAGCCAGUGUCUCCUGCUGUUCUCAGCCCUACUAUUUAGUCUGGCCCAUGGAGAAGAAAUCUUCCAACCUACUCUGGUUCUGGAUAUGGCCAAGAUCUUAUUGGAUAACUACUGCUUCCCAGAAAACUUAAUGGGGAUGCAAGAAGCAAUUGAGCAAGCAAUUAAGAGUGGAGAGAUCUUGGAUAUCUCUGAUCCCCAAAUGCUGGCCAACGUCCUGACGGCAGGUGUGCAGGGUUCUCUCAAUGACCCACGGCUAGUGAUCUCUUAUGAGCCCAGCACCUCCGAGGCUCCUCAGCACGACCCCAAAUUCGCCAACGCCACUCAGGAAGAGCUACUUGCCUUAUUCCAGAAAAUAAUCAAAUACCAGGUACUGGAGGAUAACGUUGGUUACCUAAGAGUGGACUACAUCCCUGGCCGAGACAUGAUAGAGGAAGUUGGGGAGUUCCUGGUGAAUGACAUCUGGAAGAAGGUCAUGGAGACCUCCUCUCUCGUGUUGGAUCUCCAGCACAGCAGAGGAGGUGAAGUUUCAGGAAUCCCCUUUGUCAUUUCUUACCUCCACCAGGGGGAUAUCCUGCUCCACGUAGACACGAUUUACGACCGGCCAUCAAACACCACUACUGAGAUCUGGACCCUGCCCCAGGUGCUGGGGGAGAGGUACAGUGGGGAGAAGGACAUCGUGGUUCUCACCAGCCAUCAUACUGUAGGGGUAGCUGAGGAUAUCGCCUACAUCCUCAAGAAGAUGCGUCGGGCCAUUGUGGUGGGAGAGCAGACCCAGGGAGGGUCCCUCGAUCUCCGGAAGCUGCGCAUUGGACAGUCAGACUUUUUCAUCACCGUCCCUGUGGCACGUUCUCUGAGCCCCCUGGGUGGGGGUAGCCAGACUUGGGAGGGCAGCGGGGUGGUUCCCUGUGUGGGGAUUCCAGCAGAACAGGCUCUGGAGAAAGCGCUGGCCAUUCUCACCCUCCGCAGGGCAAGACCAGGAGCCAUUCAGAGGCUCAUGGAAAUCUUGCAGAAAUACUACACCCUGGUGGAUAGGGUACCGGCCCUGCUCCAUCACCUAACCGCCAUCGACUAUUCCUCCGUGCUCACGGAGGAGGAUUUGGCCGCCAAACUCAACGCGAUGCUCCAGGCGGUGUCCGAGGAUCCCCGGCUCCUGGUGCGGGUUCUGAGGCCCGAGGAAGCCACAGUCGAGGCUGAACCCGGAGAGGAAUCUGCCACUCCCGCCUCCGUGUCCCUGCCUGAAAGUGACGCCGAACGGCAGGCGCUGAUAGACUCGGUUUUCCAGGUGUCGGUUCUCCCGGGCAACGUGGGCUACCUGCGCUUUGAUGAGUUUGCCGAUAACUCGGUCCUCGGCACACUGGCUCCCUAUGUGCUGCGACAGGUCUGGGAGCCCCUUCAGGACACCGACCACCUCAUCAUGGAUCUUCGCUAUAACCCCGGGGGGCCUUCCUCGGCGGUGCCCUUGCUCCUGUCCUAUUUCCAGGACCCAGCCGCGGGCCCCGUUCGCCUCUUUGCCACCUACGACCGCCAGACCAACCAGACGCAGGAGUACCGGAGCCGGGCAGAGCUGCUUGGCAAGCCCUACGGAGCCGAGCGGGGAGUCUACCUGCUCACGAGCUACCACACGGCCACGGCGGCGGAGGAGUUUGCUUUCCUCAUGCAGUCCCUGGGCCGGGCCACCCUGGUCGGGGAAAUCACGGCCGGCAGCCUGAUGCACACCCGCACCUUCCCUCUGCUGCAGCCCCCCAAUGGGAGCCUGGUUCUCACCGUGCCCACUCUCACUUUCAUCGACAACCACGGCGAGUGCUGGCUCGGAGGAGGAGUUGUGCCCGACGCCAUUGUCUUGGCCGAAGAAGCUCUGGACAAAGCCAAGGAGGUCCUAGAAUUUCACCAGAGGCUGGGCGCCUUGGUAGAAGGCACUGGACACCUCGUGGAGGCCCAUUACGCUCUCCCCGAAGUAGUCGGGCAGGCCAGUGCCUUCUUAAGAGCCACACUAGCCCACGGGACCUACCGCACAGCUGUAGACUUCGAAUCAUUAGCAUCCCAACUUACCAGCGACUUGCAGGAGGUGUCCGGGGACCAUCGGCUACACGUGUUCCACAGUCCCGGGGAACCAGUCCCGGAAGAAUCGUCCCCACCUCACAAAGGGGUCCCUUCCCCUGAGGAGCUGACUUACCUCAUCGAGGCUCUCUUCAAGACAGACGUCCUGCCGGGGCAGUUGGGCUACCUCCGUUUUGACAUGAUGGCGGAGGUAGAGACGGUGCGAGCCAUUGGCCCCCAGCUAGUAGAGCUGGUGUGGGAGAAGCUGGUGAAUACAGAAGCAUUGGUGGUGGACCUGAGGUACAACCCUGGGAGCUACUCCACCACCGUGCCCCUCCUCUGCUCCUACUUCUUCGAAGCUGAGCCCCGAAAGCACCUGUACACCGUCUUUGAUCGGGCAACCUCCCAGUUCACAGAGGUUUGGACUCUGCCUCAGGUGACUGGAGAGCGUUAUGGUUCCCAGAAGGACUUGUACAUCCUGAUCAGCCAUACCAGUGGCUCUGCGGCUGAAGCCUUUGCUCACAUCAUGAAGGACCUGCAGAGGGCCACAGUCAUUGGUGAGCCCACGGCAGGAGGGGCCCUUUCGGUGGGCAUUUACCAGGUGGGUGACAGCCCCCUUUAUGUUUCCAUGCCCACUCAGGUAGCCCUCAGCCCAGUCACUGGGAAAGCCUGGGAUAUGGCCGGGGUUGAGCCUGAUGUCAGCGUGUUGGCAAAUGAGGCCCUCAUCACUGCCCAGGGCAUUGUUGCCCUUCGUGCCAAGGUGCCCACCAUUCUACAGACAGCUGGCAAGCUUGUUGCUGAUAAUUAUGCUUCCCCAGAGGUGGGAUCCAGAGUGGCAGCAAAGCUGGCAAGUCUCCAGAUCCAGUAUGGGAAAGUUACCUCAGAAGGGGAACUGGCUGACAUGUUGGGGGCAGAUCUGCAGACUCUUUCUGGAGAUAGACACCUGAAGACAGCCCAUAUCCCAGAGGACGCCAAGGACCGCAUCCCUGGGAUCGUUCCCAUGCAGCUUCCCUCUCCUGAAGCCUUUGAAGACCUGAUCAAGUUUUCCUUCCAUACCAAUGUAUUUGAGGGCAACAUUGGCUACCUGAGGUUUGACAUGUUUGGAGACUGUGAGCUGCUCAUCCAAGUCUCAGAUCUGUUGGUGGAACACGUCUGGAAGAAGGUCAUGCACACGGAUGGAAUGAUUAUUGACAUGAGGUUCAACAUAGGAGGCCCCACCUCCUCCAUCUCCGCUAUGUGUUCCUACUUCUUUGAUGAAGGUCAAGGAGUUCUUCUAGACCGGAUCUACAACAGACCAAAUGAUUCCAUCAGUGAAAUCUGGACACAGCCUCAGGUCAUAGGUGAACGAUAUGGUUCCAAAAAGACUGUGGUCAUCCUCACCAGCAGCAUGACGGCGGGUGCCGCGGAGGAGUUUGUGUACAUCAUGCAGCGGCUCGGGAGGGCUUUGGUCAUUGGGGAGGUAACCAGUGGUGGUUGCCAACCCCCUCAGACCUACCACGUGGAUGACACCGACCUCUACAUCACCAUCCCUACCACCCGAUCAGUUGUCUCUGGGGACAAAUCCUCCUGGGAGGGAGUAGGAGUGGUCCCUCACAUGGAGGUUCCAGCUGACCAAGCCCUUAGCAAAGCCAAGGAAAUGUUCACCCACCAAUUGCAGAAGACAAAAUAGAUCUUCUGGCCUGUUGGGAAGCAAUGUAAAAGUUCCCGUAGGUUAAGAUCAUCCAAACAUUUAUCAAUGUACAGAAGGGAUGUAGCUAGGUAUUCUAAGAGAUGAACCCCUCUUUUUCAGUCUAUGAUUCUAAUUAUACUUAAAAGAACUUUUCAAAAUUCAGUUUAAUCCCUCUGUCCCUAGAGUAUCUGUGAUAAUGAUUUUCCUCAACUUCUCUUUUCCAGUUUUCUUUGCUAAUUUUUUUAAGGUUAUGUAGUUUGAUAACAAGACUAAUAGAGUUGGAGCCAGAGGACCUGGGUUCACAUCUAGGAUUUAUUUUUUCUGUAUGGUUCUGGAUAAGUCAUUUAAUCUUUAUAGGUCCCAGUUACCUCAGGUGUAAAUUGAGGACAGAACCAGAUGACCCCAAAAGUUCCCCUAGAUUUAAAUCUAACCUAAAAAUAAAUAAAUAAAGCCCUUUCCUUCAAAAAGUUUUUAUUUGACAGUCUUUAGAAUCUCAUUUUCCUGGUUGCUCUUCUUGAGAUAUUCCAAUUUUAUCACCUCCCCUAAAAUCUGGCACCAAAAGCUAGAAACAGGAUUACAAGUUGAGCCUUUAGUUUAAGGCAUUUACAGAAGUGCCUCAUGGCACAUACAGACUACUGCAUCUGAAAAUAUGUGAUUAGUCUGACCUGGUCUGCUCUUGAUAAUUGCAUGCUGGCUUUUAGAGAUCAUUAUUUCUCUUUCCAAAUGUCACUAACUAUUCCCUUAAUGCUGUGUUGUGGCAUUUUGUCUAAAAUGGAGGUCAACUUUACCAAUAUACAAGUUGGCAACUCCACCUUCUCCUACGAACUGCCAAGAAUAUUGUUACCAAGAGUUUCCUCUCCCUCUUGGUCUGAUUUUCCUUUCAAAAUAUUGGGCCACUGGAUCCUGCCAAUCCUUUCUCUGAACCCCACACUAUUUGCUCAUGAGGAGUGUGCAUAAAAUAUUGUCUAGCUACUAUUCUGAGCAACAGGGAAAAGGGGACAAGGAGAUCAAUAUGACUAAAACCAAGACUAUGAAUGUGCAUCCUUGCUCUGUAUUUGACAACUAUGUUCUUAUAACCCAAGUAAAUGGAGUUUUUAAUAGCCCUUGCUCACACCUAGUAAAUCAUUUGUGAUAUGCCAAUACCUGGGCUUAGAUUAGUUUCUGUACCUCCUACCAGAGCCUCUAAGGUCUCUCCCAGCCCAAAAUUUAUGAUACCAUAAUUUCCCAGAAACCCAUGGCUACUUCCACAGCACAAAGAAAGCAACAUGGUCAUUCUUUUUAUUAUUAUUAUUAUAGCUUUUUAUUUACAAGACAUAUG